Prunus persica (peach) is the source of this 3386-nucleotide messenger RNA. RefSeq names its product protein FAR1-RELATED SEQUENCE 6. The coding region runs from base 789 to 3386 and encodes 865 amino acids. The transcript is spliced from 4 exons. NCBI's taxonomy places the organism in Eukaryota, Viridiplantae, Streptophyta, Magnoliopsida, Rosales, Rosaceae. The record is from RefSeq and is a predicted model, not a curated record. Gene Ontology annotation, molecular function: zinc ion binding.
GUAAUGCUAGGGAGACCAUCUAGUUGUACCAUAUUUUUGUACCAACUGAUGUGGCUGAUGAGUUGGCUAUAAUUUUUUAAUUUUUAAUUUGUACCAUAUUAAAUGAGCUUUUAAUUUUUAAUUUUUUAAUUUUAUUAUCUCUUCACUUUACAGAAACCUAAGCGGUGUAGGAAGUUUUGUUUCACGUAUAUUCAACUGGUUCUUCCUUACCUCUUCCCCUUCCUCAUCCUUAUCUUCUCUCUAAUUUGCCAACGACGAUAAAUCAUACCAGAGUUUUUCCUGACGCCUGUGACGACGGUAAGUUCAUCUCUAUUUCACUCUUAGGUUUUCUCUUGUUGGGUGAUGAUUGAAAUUUUUGGAUUGAUUCUUUGAAUCAUUGAGAUAUUUGUAUUACUCUUACGAUCAGUAUUGAAUACUUUCAUACUAAUUGUAUAUCAUGUUCAAUAUUUGUUUUGGGUCUCAUAACUAGCCGUUUUUGGUUCUUUCUACAGAUGGCUUGACAUGCCUCCCUCCAUACUUGAAGUCUUUGAUUUUUUUUUUUUCUUGUUUUGAGUAAUCUUAUGUUACUGGGAGUUUUGUUUUCUCCUAUCCGUAUUCCCUUUUUGUGUCUUGUGUGUUGUGUUUGUUUUCUCCUAUGCAUAUGGCACUCAUGCAAUUUUGCAAGUUCAAAUAAAAUACCAUGGCUAUAAUAUUACAAUGGUUGCUGUGUUGAAACCUCUUUUUCCUUGCUUGUAUGGAUAUGGGUCUUUGUAAUUUAUGUUGGUUGCUGUUUUGAAAUCUCUUUUUCCAUGCCUUCCAUUACUAUGCAGAUCCUAUUUUAUUUUGUAAUCAUGUCUUCGAGUAGCUUUACGAGUUCAUAUAUUAAUCAAGAAGAAGAUGGGGUUCAAAUGGAAAAGAAUGAUGGUGAAGCAGUAAGUGAGGAGCCUGAAUUGGAGAAUAGAGAGAAUGUGGAAGAGCCUCGAGUUGGGAUGACUUUUAACAACAUUGAUGAUAUAGUUGUCUAUUAUAGAGAAUAUGGGAAGCAAUUAGGGUUUCCCGUGAGGAAGAGAACAUCACAAAAGGGAGAUGAAGGAGAAUUGAAAUAUGUGACUAUUUCAUGUGGUCGAGAAGGCAAAUAUAAGAGUAAAUCAAGUAAUGUCCUAAAGCCACAUCCAAGUAUAAAAAUUGGUUGCAAAGCUAGAGUAAGAGCAGGUAUAAUCUUAGAUGGAAGGUGGCAGAUCAACUCUAUCAACCUUGAUCAUAACCAUGAUAUGAGUCCAACCAAGGCUCGUUAUUUUCGAUGUCAUCGGACAAUAAGUUCAUAUAUGAAAAGGAGGAUUGAGUUAAAUGAUAGAGCUGGAAUAAGGUUAAACAAGAGCUAUAAUUCAUUAGUGGUUGAAGCUGGGGGCCAUGAGAAUAUCUCCUUUUUGGAAAAGGAUUGUAGAAAUUAUAUUGAAAAUGUGAGACGAUUACGGCUUGGGGAAGGCGAUGCUACUGCAAUCCAAACUUAUUUUCUGAAUAUGCAAGCUCAAAAUUCAAAUUUCUUCUAUGCAAUUGAUUUAGAUCAAGAUGGUCGGUUAAGAAAUGUAUUUUGGGCAGAUGCAAGAAGUAGGGCGGCAUAUAAGGAAUUUGGAGAUGUUGUUACAUUUGAUACAACCUACUUGACGAAUAAGUAUGACAUGCCAUUUGCUCCAUUUGUGGGGGUAAAUCAUCAUGGGCAAUCAAUUUUACUUGGAUGUGGGCUGAUUUCAAGUGAAGAUACUGAUGCUUUUAUUUGGUUGUUUAAGUCUUGGCUCACAUGUAUGCAUGAGCACGCUCCUAGGGGAAUAAUUACUGAUCAAGAUAAAGCCAUGAAAAAUGCCAUUGAGAUUAUUUUUCCUAAUACUAGACAUCGUUGGUGCUUGUGGCACAUAAUGAACAAGUUUCCUAGUAAGUUGAACCGUUACAAGCAAUAUGAAGCUAUCAUGUAUGCCUUGCAAAGUAUUGUGUAUGGCUCAUUGGAGAAGGUUGAGUUUGAAGAAGGUUGGGAUGAAAUAAUUGAGAAAUAUGAGUUACAAGACAAUGAAUGGUUGGCUGGACUAUAUAAUGAGAGACAACGUUGGGUACCAUAUUUUGUGAAAGAUAGUUUUUGGGCAGGAAUGUCUACCACACAACGAAGUGAAAGUAUGAAUGCAUUUUUUGAUGACCAUGUAAAUUCUAAGACUACUUUAAAACAGUUUGUGGAGCAAUAUGAAAAUGCAUUGAAAGUUAAGGUGGAAAAGGAGAAGCAAGAAGAUUUUAAGUCUUCAUCCAUUGGUUUUGAUUGUGGAACUCAUUAUAACAUGGAGAAACAGGCUCAAGAGGUUUACACUAUUUCCAAAUAUAAAGAAUUUCAUGAAGAAUUAAUAGGCAAAAUGUAUUGCGACUAUGUUUCACAUAAAGUGAAUGGUGCAAAUUUUGAGUACCAAAUAUCUGAGGAUUUCAUGAUGGAAGGGAAAAAAAAGAGGCUUUAUUUCAAGGUUUGGCUUAAUGAAGAUGACAAUGAAGUCCAGUGCAAUUGUCGCAUGUUUGAGUUUAGAGGCAUAUUAUGCCGUCAUACAAUAUAUGUUUUUCUUCGCCACAACAUUGACUUGAUUCCAGAAAAAUAUAUAAUGCGAAGAUGGAGGAAGGAUGUGAAAAGAUGUCACACAAGGAUUGAAAUCAAUUAUGAAAGCUAUAGUCUCGCACCUGAAGCACAACGAUGUCAUAAGAUGCAAAAGGCUUUUGAUGAGAUUAAGGAAUUGGCAAAUGAUUCUGACAAUAAGUGCAUGAUUGUGAUGACUUGGAUGGAUAAUGUAAAGGAGGAACUCUCCAAACAUAAUGUUGUUUGUGGUAGUGAUCAACCAAAUCCUCAGUCACCUAUUGGCAGGAACAUUGAGAAUGAUGUUAGUUCAAUUCCGAAUGCAAGUCAAUGUAUUCUUACUCCCUUAGCAGCUAGAAAGAAAGGCCGUCCACCAUUUAAAAGGAGGAAAUCUCAGUUGGAACAAGCAGUUAGGAAGAAACAAGAUAGUAAAAAGAAGAAACAAGAGAGUAACAAGAAGAUCAAAUCUUGUGGAAACAACACUAAUGGAGAGAAAGAACUGAAUGAUUUGCAGCCAACAGAAUUUGAUGAUAUUGGCCAUAUUGUUGGUUCAUCUACUUCUAAAGGUGAUGGUGUAGUUGGAACACAAGAGAGCAUUGCUAUGCAGGAAAAUAUGACCACAUUUAUGGGUUUUACUCAAACUGGUCAAUUAAAUCAGUUGUAUAGAGAGUAUGAGAUAGGACAUAUGGCUCAUCCAAUCCUUCAUGACAAUCAUUUUCUGGAUCAUCAAUAUCAAUAUUGGAAUGAAGACUACAAUAUAUACAUGCCUAGCUUUAGUUCUGGAGGAAGUGGUGGCCAACGAAACUGA